Molecule: messenger RNA, 1265 nt
Organism: Pseudovirgaria hyperparasitica
Lineage: Eukaryota; Fungi; Ascomycota; Dothideomycetes; Acrospermales; Acrospermaceae
Exons: 2
Coding region: 60-947 (295 amino acids)
Cellular component (GO): intracellular anatomical structure
Molecular function (GO): pyridoxal phosphate binding
Source: RefSeq, a predicted model, not a curated record
UCUCCUAUUAGCUCCCGCGCCGUCAUCAUCAUCGAGUCCCUCAACUCACACUCCACGCCAUGCCUCAAGAAAUGCACAUUAAACCCGAACGCGCGCGCCAACUGCUCGAAAAUCUCAAAUAUGUAGCAGACCAAGUCGCCGCGGCAAACAAGUCGCAAAGACAGAUUCGCCUCAUAGCCGUCUCCAAACUUCAUCCCGCAUCCACGAUCCUCGCCCUGCACAACCCAGCCUCCCUCGACCCCUCUUCUCUUCCUGCGAGCGUCCCACCUGCUCACUUCCAUUUCGGCGAAAACUACCUCCAAGAACUUCAGCAGAAAGCAGACAUCCUACCCAAAACCAUACGCUGGCAUUUCAUUGGAGGUCUGCAGAGCAACAAGGCACGGCCACUGGCGGAAAGUGUAGAGAGCCUGUGGUGUGUGAGCAGCGUGGACAGCGCCAAGAAAGCCGACGGCCUAGAAAAGGGACGGCGGGCACUCGUAGAGCGCUUAGCGUCCGAGAAGGACGAGAAAUCAGGCGAGGAGGACAAAGAAAAGACGGAUCUCGACAAGCUGCGCGUGCACGUGCAAGUGAACACGUCUGGAGAAGCUGCCAAGAGCGGCGUCGAGCCUGCCGACACCGCUGCGCUCUGCAGACACAUUCGUGACAACUGUCCGCAUCUGCAGCUCCUUGGAUUGAUGACCAUCGGGGCUAUUGCGCGGAGUCAGAGCGCCAAGGAUGGAGAGGAGAAUGCGGAUUUUGUGUGUUUGAGGGAGACGAGGGAUCGUGUGGCGCAGGAGUUGGGUGUGCCAGAGGGCGAGCUCGAGUUGAGUAUGGGUAUGAGUGCGGAUUUUGAAGAGGCGAUUAGGCAGGGCAGUGGGGAGGUCAGGGUGGGCAGUACGAUUUUUGGGCAGAGGCCGCCGAAGGGGGAGGCGAAAGUCCUGGAUGAUGUUGAGGAGGGGAAGGAUUGAGGAAGUGGAUGUAGUGGCAGGAAUCUAUCUAGAAGGACUGUGCUGUCCAUGGAAUGACCAGGUGGGAAGUUGUCAGGUCGGACAUGAAGGGCGAAUGUAAGUCUUCAUUCGUAAGAAGUCCGUCCGCCUCCGACAAGAUAGCUCUCCCAACGCACGAGUAUGUAUGGAGAGAGCCAAGAUUUACCAAUGUAUAGACCGGCACAAAAGAAAAUCUGCGUCUACCUGUUCUCAAAGGAUAUAGAAAAGCCGUGCCAGCGUCAAAAGCUGCUAGAAGGCUUGAGUAGAGCAAUACACCUUAUACACGUAACAGAGAGGCUG